Messenger RNA from Scylla paramamosain (green mud crab), 555 nucleotides. It is a transcript of the gene mRpL42, whose product is annotated as large ribosomal subunit protein mL42-like. NCBI's taxonomy places the organism in Eukaryota, Metazoa, Arthropoda, Malacostraca, Decapoda, Portunidae. The coding region runs from base 109 to 507 and encodes 132 amino acids. Gene Ontology annotation, cellular component: mitochondrial large ribosomal subunit. The record is from RefSeq and is a predicted model, not a curated record. The transcript has 4 exons.
UAUGUUUAUUGUAGCAGUGAACGAGACACGUGCAGCGGCCUCGGCUCGCUGCCUGUCACUGCUGUUUGCUGUCUGCUACAACUGUCUGCUGCCUGCUUCUGCUCCCUGAUGGCUCUGCUGAAGGUGGGGCGGGCUUUGUGCCCCCGCCUGGCCUCGAUGAACACAGAGAGUCGUGCAUGGGUGAGCACAUUGGAAGAGGUGAGGAGAAUCAAUGGAAGGGAAGAAGCAGUGGUGCUGACUGAUGAUGGCAAAACUGUUGUGUGCUGGCACCCUCAGCCAGACAUCCCUUAUGAGAUGACAAAGCCACUCCCUGCAGCCCCAGCAGUAACAGACUCAGUGCUAAAGGUGCAGGCACAGGACACAACGAAGCUGUUUCAAAAUAAACAUCCAUUCUUUGUGAACAAGGCACUCAGAGAGCUGACUUUCACCACUAAACACAAAUGGUUCCCAAGACCACAGAAACGAUUUGCCAAGAAGAAUCCUCCCCGAGACCGAGAAUAUUUAUAGAAUUUUAGGUAUAUUUUUAAUGUAAAUAUGUAAUAAACUUGUACCAUA